Messenger RNA from Salmo salar (Atlantic salmon), 2832 nucleotides. RefSeq lists its product as uncharacterized. Gene Ontology annotation, cellular component: nucleus. The record is from RefSeq and is a predicted model, not a curated record. Lineage: Eukaryota; Metazoa; Chordata; Actinopteri; Salmoniformes; Salmonidae. Gene Ontology annotation, biological process: regulation of transcription by RNA polymerase II. Gene Ontology annotation, molecular function: DNA-binding transcription activator activity, RNA polymerase II-specific; RNA polymerase II cis-regulatory region sequence-specific DNA binding.
GUUCCGGGAAGGCGCCCACCAUUCUUCAGUAUAAAGAAAGAGCCAGAACGAUGCAGUCAAGAAUAUAACCUUCGUGUUCGUUUCUAUCUAUUACUACAAGCCGACUCCGAUUAAGUCUGAGGCCGGUAACAUCAACAGUGAGGACAAACCCAGCCUGCCUCUCUCCUUCCACACUGGGUCCAAACCUACAGUCACUGGGUCCUGAUUGUGACAGUGGAGCCCAGUUUGCACUGCAGGAUCCAGAGAUGGCAUCAGUGAAGCUGGAAGACUGCAGUCAAACACUGGAGCUGAAUGUCAACAUUAAAGAUGAAGAAGAGGAGGAGAAGAUUGGGAAAUCUCUUUCUCAUGGACGACUCAGAUUAAGUCUGAGGCCGGUAACAUCAACAGUGAGGACAAACCCAGCCUGCCUCUCUCCUUCCACACGGAGUCCAAACCUACAGUCACUGGGUCCUGAUUGUGAAAGUGGAGCCCAGUUUGCACUGCAUGAUCCAGAGAUGGCAUCAGUGAAGCUGGAAGACUGCAGUCAAACACUGGAGCUGAAUGUCAACAUUAAAGAUGAAGAGGUGGAGGAGAAGAUUGGGAAAUCUGUUUCUCAUGGAAACCAUGUUGAGACAUUCUCUACAUCGAGAGAGCAACAGCAGGAAGAUCACAGAGCUAAGAGGUCUCACCACUGCCCACAUUGUGAGGAGAUUUUCCCAAUUCUAUCAAAGUUAAAAAUACACCUAAAAAUACAUGCAGGAGAGAAUCUGUAUUUCUGCACUGACGGUGGGAAGAAUUUCACAACAUCAAAGGCAGUUCAACAGAGAGCGCACACAGGAGAGAAGCCUUACUCCUGCUCUGACUGUGGAAAGAGUUUCACUCGACUGGGCGACCUAAAAAUACAUGAACGUAUACAUACAGGAGAGAAGCCUUACUCCUGCUCUAAUUGUGUAAAAUGCUUCACAACAUCAGGUGAGCUAAAAGUUCAUCAGAGAACACACACAGGAGAGAAGCCUUACUUCUGCUCUAACUGUAGGGCGAGUUUCUCUCAACUGGGAAACUUAAAACAACAUGAACGUAUACACACAGGAGAGAAGCCUUACUCCUGCUCUGACUGUGGAAAAUGCUUCACAACAUCAGGUGAGCUAAAAGUUCAUCAGAGAACACACACAGGAGACAAGCCUUACUUCUGCUCUGACUGUAGGGCGAGUUUCUCUCAACUGGGAAACUUAAAACAACAUGAACGUAUACACACAGGAGAGAAGCCUUAUUCCUGCUCUGACUGUGGAAAUAGUUUCUCUCGACUGGGCCACUUUAAAACACAUGAACAUAUACAUACAGGCGAGAAGCCUUACUCCUGCUCUGACUGUGGAAAGAGUUUCUCUCGACGGGGCGACCUAAAAAUACAUGAACGUAUACAUACAGGAGAGAAGCCUUACUCCUGCUCUAAUUGUGUAAAAUGCUUCACAACAUCAGGUGAGCUAAAAGUUCAUCGGAGAACACACACAGGAGAGAAGCCAUACUCCUGCUCUGACUGUAGGGCGAGUUUCUGUCAACUGAGCCACCUAAAACAGCAUGAACGUAUACACACAGGAGAGAAGCCUUACUCCUGCUCUGACUGUAGGAAGAGUUUCUCUCAAUCGAGCCACCUAAAACAACAUGAACGUAUACACACGGGAGAAAAGUCUUACUCCUGCUCUGACUGCGGAAAAUGCUUCACAACAUCAUCUGAGCUAAAAGUUCAUCAGAGAACACACACAGGAGAGAAGCCUUACUUCUGCUCUGACUGUAGGGCGAGUUUCUCUCAACUUGGAAACUUAAAACAACAUGAACGUAUACACACAGGAGAGAAGCCUUACUCCUGCUCUGACUGUGGGGCGAAUUUCUCUCAACCGUGCAACCUAAAAAAUCAUGAACGUAUACACACAGGAGAGAAGCCUUAUUCCUGCUCUGACUGUAGGAAGAGUUUCUCUCAAAUGGGCCACUUAAAAAGACACCAAGGUAUACAUAAAGGAGAGUAGCCUUACUACUGCUCUGACUGUGGAAAAUGUUUUAAAUCAUCAGCUGAGCUAAACGGUCAUCGGAGAACAGUCACAGGAGAGAGGCUUUUCUUCUGCUCUUACUGGGGCAAGAGUUUCUCCCGUUUGGGCAAUGUAAAAACCCACCAACGGCUACACACUUGAGAGAAGCCUCAUCUGUUCUCUCAGACCAGCUGAGAUUAGUCACUCCACUUAAUUCUUAUCUCAUAAAAUAAUUGGCAACGUUGAAUUGAACAAUGCAGAGAACAGGGAGCAUUAUAGAAUGUUAGCCUCCCUUUACUGAUCAGUGUGCAUCUUGUCAGUUUUGCUGUGUUUUUUUAGUUUCUACUGUUUUUCUUCACAUUUUCAAACAGCCAUUUCAAUUUUACAACUGGGCUAUACAUGUGGGUGAGGUUUUUUCUCGCCUGAGUAGCCUCGUUUCACUGCCAAAAAUACUAGUGUUGCGAAAUAACAACACAAUGUCAAAUACAGGUAGCCUAGUCAAGUAAUUAACAUCCAAUCACGUUAACCAUUACUCUCUUGCAGGAAUUCCUCUAACGGUCCGUAUGUAGCCAAACGUAGCUGCCACUCAUUCCUUUUGCUCGAAAAUUGAUUAAUGGUUAAAAAAAGUAAGGCCCGCAUCCAUAGAGACACAUACCAGCUCUGCUGGUAGUACUGCUACUACCAGCAGUACUACACCUGCUUCCAUGAGCACAUCCAAUGCUAGCAUCAGUAAUUCUCCAUUUGUUGUUUGCCCAGCUAGCAUGGACACUGACAGUUGUGAAUCUGAUGCAGCCGAAGAGCUACUGCCCCUUUAUCCGGGAAAGCACCGAAC